Ochlerotatus camptorhynchus is the source of this 2810-nucleotide messenger RNA. Its product is annotated as frizzled-3-like. The coding region runs from base 470 to 2389 and encodes 639 amino acids. The record is from RefSeq and is a predicted model, not a curated record. NCBI's taxonomy places the organism in Eukaryota, Metazoa, Arthropoda, Insecta, Diptera, Culicidae. The transcript is spliced from 3 exons. Gene Ontology annotation, biological process: canonical Wnt signaling pathway; non-canonical Wnt signaling pathway. Gene Ontology annotation, cellular component: plasma membrane. Gene Ontology annotation, molecular function: Wnt-protein binding; Wnt receptor activity.
CGCCCGUCAGUGCCAUCCGUCCUUCCGUCGCUGAACGGAUCGAUUCAACUUCAGUCAAUCGGAGUCUCGAGUCAGUCAUUGAGAAACGGUUGACGAGUACGGACGUGCUUUUUCGCAGCUCGAUUUUAUCCAGUGUGUGCGAAUAUCGGGCGUUCGGUUACGGAGUUACAGAACUCUUUGAAGUGUGCGCCACUUACCUUCCUAGACGGGGUUUUUGCGCAAAAGAUUAGAAUCGGUUGUAAUGCUGACGAUGUGGUGUAUGGAGUUUGAAGAGGGUGAAAUUUGAUUGAAAAAAUUAAAAUAUAUCGUAAAAGUGAGCCAGUUAGAAGAAGUUUUGAGUGAUUCUUUAUGAGGGUUUGAUGCGAAUCGUACAAUGAGCGUUGUUUAGAAGCAAAAAACCCGCAAAGUGCAGUGAGUCUGAAGUCUGAAAUAUCGAAAAGAAGCAGUGAUUGUUGAUAGUCGAGAAACCAUGGCAACGCAGGGCGAUUUCAGAAGCCUGCUAGGAUUAAUGCUGUCAGUUUUUUUCGUGGUGCAUUCGGUUAGGGCAGUGGAAGAGCUCAAAUGUGAACUGAUCACGGUUUCCGCUUGCCAGAAUCUGGUGUACAACAUGACGGUGGCUUCGGCACCGAUUGCAACGACCAAUGGGUCGGGAAAUUCAACCGGAUCCGGUGAAUCCAAUGGUGAACCCGGUGCAAUCCGGUCGCAACUCGAUGCAGAGCUUUUGAUUACUUCCCUGCGGCCGGUGAUCGAUUCGGGUUGCUCGAAGCAGGCCCUGUUCCUGUUCUGCUCGUCGCUGUUCCCGCUCUGCUCGGCAAAUGCACCCCGGCCGGUACAACCGUGCCGGUCGCUGUGCGAACAGGUUCGCAAGGACUGCUUCAGUGAUGCCAUCUUCAGCAAACUGUGGCCGGCGUACCUGGACUGUCGGACGUUACCGCAGCCGGAAAACCACGGACUCUGCAUGCAGGUCCCUCCGGAAGCCUCGGGAAGCGUUGAGAAGAACCUCAGCAACCCAACCGUCACUGCCGCCGUCCCCCUCAAGCCCUGGUCCAUUUUCAACCUCCCGCAGCAUCCAGCGAUGCAUCCCAACUCCAUUAUGGAACCGGGUGCCACCCGGCCCCCAACCAACCAUCACCACUCCCCGCCGGUCACCUGCCCCACCAACUACAGCCUCGAAUACGACCAAUGCGUUCCGAAGUGUGGUUCCUCCAUCGAUGCCAUGUACAAUGCCCGCCAGAAGGAGACCAUCGAGUUCUGGACCCUGAUGCUGUCGGCAGGAUGCUUCAUCUUCACGCUCAUGUCCCUGGUCACCUUCUGGACCAAGGCCACCAAGUUCGAGUACCCCGACCGGCCACUGCUGUUCAUGACGCUCUGCUACAACCUGAUGGGUCUCUGCUACCUUGAACGGACCAUCCUGCACAACCCACGCAAGGAACUCAUUGAUUUGCUAGAAUUCCGUCAGGAAUGCAACAUAACCUCCCAAUGUCUGGCGUACUACAUCAUCAAAAACUACCUGCUCAUCAGCGCCACUACAUGGUGGCUGAUCUUCGGCGUUUGCUGGUACCUCAGCACCGCCAAACAAUGGUCCUGCGAAGCCCUGGAGAAAAAAUCCGGUCUGUUCCACGUGAUGGCGUGGGUCGUUCCAUUCGCCUCGCCCAUCAGUGCCCUGCUCCGUGGCAACAUCCAAAAGUUUGAGCUCACCAACUUCUGCACCGCCAAAGGAUUCACCGAAAUCCCUGCUCUGAUCCUACUGCUCGCAGGAGCCACCCUGAUCUUCCUGGCUCUGGUCGCUCUGAAACGCCUCAAAUCCACUUGGAACCAGAGCGAAACCCUCUCCAAAGUAUUCACCAGAGUUCUGCUCUUUGCCAUCAUCUACCUCAUACCCGCACUCUCCGCCAUCAUCUGUACCUUCUUCGAGCGGAUUGAAAACCCCAUCGAACCGUGCACCUCCGGCACCAACUGCCCAGCUCCCAGAAAGUUCUCCAUUCUGCCAACGCUCCUGAAGCUGAUCCUCACCCUAGUCGGAGGAUCGACCACAGGCAUCUGGCUGUGGACCAAGCACACCAGUGAUCUGAGCAAAAAGGUCAGCGGAGCAAAUUCGGCCAACGGAUCGCUGAAAUCCGUUCCGCUGCUCAAGGUGAAUCACCCCUCGGCAGGCAGUGGUAGCCCGUAUCGAAGCACAACUACCGCCAGCAGCGGUAGCACUCAUCCGAGCUCCGGAUCGAAAAAGUACCUCUACAAUCAGGCAUACAGCAGUAGCCACCGGAGUGGUGCAUCCAAUGGCACCAGCGGAUACAUGCCGGUGCGGAUACACCGGAGUCUCCGGGGGAUGUCGUCGGCGGCGUCAUCCGGUGGACGGGGGCCAACGUCGUCGAUUAUUACGAGGAUUUGAAGCUGACAAGGGGUGCGUGACAGCCAGCUUUAACAAACGGGAUCGGAAUAGCAAACACAAAUAAAGCAUACACAUUUUAAACGCUGUGAUAUAGAAAUUCUAGGUUAGGAAUAUGCUUAAUAUUGACUACAAUGUGUUCUCGACGGUCUAGAUGAGUGACAAUAGUGGGAGAACAUUGUUCAGAAGUAAUUAUUUACUGUGUAAAUGAGAAAUCUAAUUGAAACAUUAGGAUAGGGAUAAUCCAGAAACAAUUGUGUAUAUAGGAAGCAAGUUUAGGUUAUGUUUUACGGAACAAACGGAAAAUAGAACGUUCUAGAUUUGUAAAAUUUAAAACGUCGGUUUCAACUUUUGAGUAGGAAGGAAGAGUGUACAUAGCAAGUAGUUUAUAAAACAAGUUGAUUGUAUAUUUAUAAUUGAAACA